Messenger RNA from Anguilla anguilla (European eel), 2535 nucleotides. RefSeq names its product adiponectin-like. Gene Ontology annotation, molecular function: protein binding. The coding region runs from base 16 to 1017 and encodes 333 amino acids. The transcript is spliced from 3 exons. The record is from RefSeq and is a predicted model, not a curated record. Lineage: Eukaryota; Metazoa; Chordata; Actinopteri; Anguilliformes; Anguillidae.
CUGAUAGGGCAUUCGAUGACCACAGACGUCACCAAGCUGCAAAUCCAUUUGGGCAGGGAUAAAUUUAGCACUGGCAAUGAUAAGAGGCGAAAGCUUCGGAUGCCCCGCAAGGACAGUUGCUACCCAUCAGUGAUUUGCUCCAGACCGAGGGCUGGUAUCCUCUGCCACUGGAUACUGGACACUACAACGAUGGGCAGUACCAGAGAUCAGCGAUCAGUCACCAUGAAACUGCUCUGGAUCCUGGUGCUCAGUCUGCUGUUGGCAGGACAGCUGGCCUUUACUCAGGAUUUUGACUUGGACUUGGAAGACGUGGGAAAAGACGUUCCAAAACCAGAAGAGCCUGUGGCACCUGACAGUAAGCCAGACGACAAGCAGGUCUGCAGCAUGUGUAUGGGAGGGGUGCCAGGCACCCCAGGGCACAGCGGGUCCCCGGGGAGAGAUGGCAGAGACGGGCGCGAUGGCCGCGACGGGGAAAACGGCAAACCUGGUGAACCGGGGGCAAAGGGAGAGCAGGGCGCCAAAGGUGACGUCGGCCCGCGGGGGCCUACAGGCUUCCCGGGCAUCCCUGGGGCGAAAGGCAGUCGGGGCGACAGCACCCAUGCCCUCCGCUCGGCCUUCAGCGUGGGCCUGACCAGCCGCGCGUCCACCGCCAACGUGCCCAUCCGCUUCAACAAGCCCUUCUACAACGAGCAGCGUCACUACGACGACACCAGCGGAAAGUUCCGCUGCGUCUACCCCGGCGUCUACUUCUUCACCUACCACCUGACCAUCUACCCCAAGGACACCCGGGUCAGCCUGUACAGGAACGGCAAGGCGGUCAUGUUCACCUACGACCAGUUCCAGGAGAACAACCUGGACCAGGCCUCCAGCUCCAUCAUACUGCGCCUGGAGGCCAGGGACGAGGUCUACCUGCAGGUGUACGGAGAGGAGGAGCACGGCGAGAUCUACGCCGACAACACCAACGACUCCACGUUCUCCGGCUUCCUCCUGUACUCCGAUGACCCGGCGAGCAGCUAGAGGAGCUGAGCAUGACGGAGCACAGUGGCGGUGGUCUCAGUCAUGGUCGAUUUGUGCCAUACUGGACUUUCCAACAAUUUGCAAACAGUCCUUUUUUAGUCCUUUUAACAUAGCAUAGGUUUAUUGUUUUUCAUCCACCACGUACUAUUUUGUAAGUGCUAUAUAUUAAGUUGAUUAAAUUAUUUAAAAUGGUACAGGAAAUUACAUAUUUUAAUCUGAUACCGAAGGAGAUUGCUUAGGACACUCCAAGGACACACUGUUGGUUGGCUUUGACAAGCUUUAUAAAUAAAGAUUUAUAAAUGCUUGACGCAUCCAACUAAGUUAACUAAACUGAAAUCUGUCUUUCAGUGGAUGAAGUAGUGCUGUAGCCAGGGUAUGCUCAGCUAGCUGCUUUUGCCCUCAUGCCAAACCAAGCCCCUAUGUUGGAGUGCCCAGACCCAAGCAGGCCUUUCAACCAUCUGCUGGCCACUAUUCAACUUUCCAGUUGAUCCAUUGCAUAUUCCAUUUUCUAUCAGUGCAUUUAUUUAUAUUUUAAUGACCAAGGUCAUGGAGUACCUACUCCACCAUGAGAUUCAAAUUAUGCUAGUUGUCGCCAAAUAAAUUGGCUCUGCAGAUAAAGGAGUUAUUGCUUCUGAUCAUAAAAUACAGCCGUGCUCUGUUAUUUUAAGCAGCUGUCCUAAUAGCUGUAUCCACAUGUGUCCAAAGACUCAUAAAUAAUGCAGCAAUUUGUUAUUAGUGAGAGUAGAGUGACACCAUUCAAUCAUCUGUUUGGGAAAAAGUAGGAACGAGUGAUGACUGUAGGUUGCGUAGUUGGAUCAGUCAUCUGUUUAGGGUAUAUACACAGUGCCAUCUGCACAUAGGAAAACUAAUAAUCAACCACUCUUUCUCUUGUCAUGUUGAUGCUGCAUUUACAAUUUACAAUUUAAGAUUGUUCAACAGAUGUUUCAUGAGCAUUUUUUGCAAUGGAGUCAAAAAAACGAAUUUAAAAAAAAGUUAAACCCUUGGAAAAUAGAGUGAUAGUAAAGAUAUAUUUAAAAAAUGAUUUUUAAGAUUUGUUUAUUAACCUUUAUGUAUACAUGGGUAGGUUGACCGAGCCUGCUUGCUCUUUACAGAAACACCCUGUCAAUGCCCCCCCAAGUAGCCAAACCUGCAUGUCUUUGGAUAGAGACUGAAAAGGAAUAUAAUCUUAAGAUGGUACUGAAAAACAAGUAAAAAGACAGGUAAAUAAAUGAAUUUUCAAAGAACGAAUCAAUGACAUUUUAAUAUGUUAUAAAUGGACUGAUAAAUAAUUUCAGGCUCUGCCAGGUACUCUGAAUAUGUCAUCCCAUGUGCCCCCACACCAUUUAGAAUUUAGAUCUCUCUCGGUGCAAGUAGCAAGGUGCAGGGCUUUGAAUGCAAUCAGGCUCUCACAAUGAGACUUUGUCCACCGACAUCCAAUGACUCAUUGGAUGCAAAUUGAUAUCAUUGUUCCAGUUGAAGCAAGAGACAUGUUUCAAUAAAACAUUGUUGUUAAAUGUG